GCAUUCAUUUCUCCAAAACCAAAAUUUUCAGAAGAAAAGGAAAAAACUCUUCUUCUCUGAUAAAUUCUACUUGUUUUUUUCCUGCAGAUGUUGUUUGGUUUAUGAGAAAAAGGAGAAGAUUUUCCGAGAAAACUUUCAGUGUCUCUGCUGUGGCUUUCAAGCAUGGGUCUUGAGGAAAAUAUUGUAAGGCGACCCGACAGAAGAAAUGAAACUGGGCAAGAAAAAACAAUUUGUCUUCAUGCAUUCUCUGAUUUGACUCAUGUUUCUCCUGUAGUGUUCUUAUACCUUCUAAAAGAAUGCUACUUUCAUGGAACAUGUAAGGCAACAGUCAAGUUCCGAGCUCUCCAACAACAAGUCUGUAAUGUUCUCUGUAAUUCUUCCCGACCUGGAGUGGCAACUUUUAUUCUUCAAUGCCUCUAUGUCCUCCCCAUAUUUGAGUUAUAUUCUGAAGGGUUCAGUCACUUGAUAUUAUCUGCUCUUGGUCGUUUCAAGAAAGCUGUGACCACCUCUGCAGACACCUUGACAGCAAAAAAACUGGCAGCACGGUUGUUUAUUGAUAUUGUUGGGGGUUCUGUUGACCAUGCUGAGAGAAUCAUUAUGAAGAUAAUUGAAGUUUUUGAUGUUAGGUUGAUGGAUGUUGAGGAAGUAGUUUCUCAAUUAAAGGCCCAGAAUGAUUGUAGGUUUGACAGUGCAAAAACAUUUAUUGAGCAGUUUAUAUUUGGACGGAUUGAAUCACAGUCAUAUAUGACAGCAGUCACUCUAUUAGAACAGUUCUCUAUUCGCCAGUCUGGACAGUCAUUUCUUUUCACAAUGAUUGAGAACAAAGAAUUCAGAGCGGCAGAGAAGUGGGCAUCUUUUAUGGGGAAACCAAUAUUAUCUAUUCUUGUCCAGGAGUAUGCUGAUAGGAAUAUGCUAAAGAAUGCUUAUGUCACCAUAAGGAAAAACAAUCUCCAGCAGGAUUUUCCUGAUUUAUAUCAUAAGUGUAAAGAAAGCAUACUAAAGAAGCUAGCAGAAAAAGCAUGUUGGGAUAUUGCAGAGGCAAGGGCAGAUGGUGAUAGACAACUACUUGAGUAUUUGGUUUAUCUGGCAAUGGAAGCUGGUUACUCAGAGAAGGUUGAAGAACUUUGUGAACGUUACUCACUUGAAGGUUUCUUGAAAGCAACAGGAUCUGAAGCUGCAAUUUUACGAAGUCGCUUUUUAAGUCUCAAUGACUUUGCAGUGGAAGAUGUAAUUUGGGUUGAUGAGUUUGAGAGCCUGCGUAAUGCAGCUUUCCAAGUCGAGGGAUGUAAAGUCAUUGGUCUUGAUUGUGAAUGGAAACCCAAUUAUGAAAAGGGCAGCCAGCCAAACAAGGUUUCUAUCAUGCAAAUAGCUUCGGAUAGAAUGGUUUUUAUCUUUGACUUGAUAAAGUUAUAUGAGAACGUGCCUGAUGCUCUAGACAACUGCCUAAUUCGCAUACUGCAGUCUUCUAGAAUUUUGAAACUUGGUAUGAGAAUCUCUAUCUGUUUAGAUAGGGGAAUUCCCUCUACUCCCAUUGCUUUAACAGCUAUAAAUAAAUUUGGAUGACUUCUUGACUCAUUAUUAUUUUGGAAUGGAUUAAAAGAUUUUGUUAUUGUUUUAUUGAUGCUGCAAACAAACUGCAUGAGUUGUAGGUUAUAAUUUUCAGUGUGAUAUGAAGCAACUUGCUCAUUCAUAUGGAGACUUAGAGUGUUUCAAGUACUGUGAAAUGUUACUGGAUGUCCAGAAUGUGUUUAAAGAACCUCGAGGUGGUCUGUCAGGCCUUGCGGAGGUAAACUGAACAUGAAAAAGGCUGUCAGAGUUUGUCCCUUCCUCCCAUUUUCAAUGGUAUUCAACCUGAUUUUGUUAUGAUUUUCUUGCUCUGUAAAUUAUUGUUUCGCAUGUUACCUAACCAGAAAAUAUUGGGAGUGGGCUUGAACAAAACAAGGCGAAACAGCAACUGGGAGCAAAGACCACUCAGUAAGAAUCAGCUUGAGUAUGCUGCUCUUGAUGCUGUUGUUCUUAUUCACAUAUUCCGCCGUGUUAAUAGUCAUUCAGACGGGCAUGACAAAGUUGAGUGGAAAUCCCACAUUGUCUCCCACAUGGAUAAUAGCCCAAAGAAGUCCAAAAAGGAAUCAAAAAUGAAAAAAUAGUUAAAAGCUUAGACCUUAACACCAUUUAAACUAUUCAUCUGUAGAUAUUUCCUGUUAGUUUAUAUGGUAAACAUACGUUUAUGAUGCAUGUGUAGUUUUCUGUUGUGUUUUGUCAUUUUACACUCUUCUUUCAUUAUGUUCUAGAUAUACGAGUUUCUCUUACAGGUCUUACAUUCUAAAGAGACCACAGAUUAUUUUCUAGAUGAUUGGAGAUAUCGAAGAAGAAAUCCAGGAUAAUUUGAAUGCAUGUAAGGCAUAAACAUUCUGAUUCAAA
Messenger RNA from Rubroshorea leprosula, 2421 nucleotides. The record is from the annotation of a GenBank genome assembly. Lineage: Eukaryota; Viridiplantae; Streptophyta; Magnoliopsida; Malvales; Dipterocarpaceae.